Tauraco erythrolophus (red-crested turaco) is the source of this 1576-nucleotide messenger RNA. The record is from RefSeq and is a predicted model, not a curated record. Lineage: Eukaryota; Metazoa; Chordata; Aves; Musophagiformes; Musophagidae.
GGGCGCCAAUGCCUCUGCUUUGGAGAAAGAGAUUGGUCCUGAACAGUUCCCUGUGAAUGAGCAUUAUUUUGGCUUGGUCAAUUAUUGCUACGCAAAAGAAGAAGGUGGGAGUCAUCCCACCCAAGAAAUUUAUUUCCCGAUUGAGGAAAGAAAAUGAAUUAUUUGAUAAUUAUAUGCAGCAGGAUGCACACGAAUUCCUAAACUACCUACUUAACACUAUUGCUGACUUACUACAAGAAGAGAAAAAGCAGGAGAAGCAGAAUGGCAAACUCCAGAAUGGCAGCAUUGAGAGUGAAGAAGGAGACAAGACCGAUCUGACGUGGGUCCAUGAAAUCUUCCAAGGAACACUAACCAAUGAAACCAGAUGUCUUAACUGUGAGGCUGUUAGUAGCAAAGAUGAGGACUUUCUGGAUCUUUCGGUUGAUGUGGAACAAAAUACAUCAAUUACACACUGUCUAAGAGGGUUUAGUAAUACUGAAACUCUAUGCAGUGAGUAUAAAUACUAUUGUGAGCAGUGCCGCAGUAAACAGGAAGCACAGAAGAGAAUGAGAGUGAAAAAGUUGCCCAUGAUCCUAGCUCUGCACUUAAAAAGGUUCAAGUACAUGGACCAGCUGCAUCGAUACACCAAACUCUCCUACCGCGUCGUCUUUCCCUUGGAGCUCCGGCUCUUCAACACUUCAGGAGAUGCUACAAAUCCCGACAGAAUGUAUGACCUUGUGGCUGUGGUUGUUCACUGUGGCAGUGGUCCAAAUCGUGGACAUUAUAUCACCAUUGUGAAGAGCCAUGGCUUUUGGUUGCUGUUUGAUGAUGACAUCGUAGAGAAAAUUGAUGCCCAGGCCAUUGAAGAAUUCUAUGGGUUAACAUCAGACAUUUCCAAAAACUCAGAAUCUGGCUAUAUCCUCUUCUACCAGUCAAGAGACUAAGACACAAGAUACCUGUGUACAAAUAAAAAGAAAAAAGGGAUCAAGAUAUGUCCAAGUGGAACAUAUUUGUGACAGCAGAAGCAGUUCCUCACCGUUGCUGUAGGACCAGGACAGAUUCAGCAGGGCGAAUAAGGGUUUCUCCCUGCCAUUUCGUGGAGGAUUAGUGCUGACUGCCGUAACAAGAAGAGCUUUUGUUCCAGUUUUCUUUCUGGGCUUUUUUUACGUGCUAUCUUCCAAAAUCUGUGUUACCUCUACUUGAAACCUGGCUGCUUAUUUGUUCAUGAACUGAAGAAGAGAUUUAAAAGUAGCAUUGUAGAAUUUUUACCAUUUAAUGUUGGCCUGAGGCUAUACCUUGGUUUCUACCAUCGUCGUUUUUCUGUAUUUUAGCAGAAUGAUUUCAAUAUUCAGUGUCAGCUGAAGGCGUAUUUUAGGAUAUGAACAGCAGCUGGUUGCUGGAUAUUUUUGGUGACUCAGACUUGAGAAGCAGUACAAAGCUAAGACAUGUUGGAAAUGUCAAGUCUGUAAUUUUUAUAAAAAAAUAACACAGACAAAAAAAACCUCUCUGCAGCAUUGUCAGUUUCCCCAUUAUGCAUUAUCUUGGUUUUAGAUAACACUAACAGCACUGCUUCUUUUUAUAUUUUUAUUUUUGCUGU